Molecule: messenger RNA, 2487 nt
Organism: Dictyostelium discoideum AX4
Lineage: Eukaryota; Evosea; Eumycetozoa; Dictyosteliales; Dictyosteliaceae
Product: DUF747 family protein
Exons: 4
Coding region: 1-2487 (828 amino acids)
Cellular component (GO): membrane
Source: RefSeq, a predicted model, not a curated record
AUGGAAGAUAAAAACAUUCUUUAUGAAUCAAUUCCGACUAGUACAAAUAAUAAUGAACUAUUACCACUUCAAUUAAUACCAAUAAAACCAAACAUUACACAAGAAGAACAAGAUUUAUUAGAUAAUAUUGUAAAAAAUGAAUCUAUAAUUCCAAUGUCACCAAAAAUACCAAUUAAUAUUAAUAAUAAUAAUACUAUUAAUAACAAUAAUAAUAAUAAUAGUAAUAAUGUUAGUAGUGGUAAUCAUAUAACAAAUAGUAAUAGUAAUAGUAGUGGUAAUUUAAAGGAUAGUUUUGAUUUAAAUUCUGUAAUUGAUUCAACUUGUGUUAUGACAUCACCAAUUGCAGUUUCACCACCAAUCAUUAAUAAAUUAAUUAACAAUAAGGAAAACAUUUUAAAUAUUAACGGUAUCCUCGAGAAUAAUAUCAAUUGUACCAAUGAUAAUCAAGAAUUAAUUAAUAUACUUUUAAAUAAAAAUCAAUUACAACAACAGCAACAACAACAACAACAAUUAUAUUUACAACAACAACAAUUACAACAAUUACAACAACAAAUUCAACAAAUUCAACAACAACUGCAACAACAACAACAACAAAAUUCAAUUUUUAGACCUAUAACACCAAAAAUUAUUGAUCAACAAACUCAACCACAACCACAACCACAAACUCAAACAACACAACAACCAUCAUCACAACAACCAUUUUCAUAUGAAAAAACACCAGUAUUAGCAUCUAGAACCAUUUCAACUCAAAAAUCAAAUUCUCCGAUUCCUUUCCCAAAUUUGGGUACUUUAAUAAAUGAUCCAAUAAACUCAACCUCAUCAACAGCAAGUAAUACUAAAUCUCAAAUACCCUCUACCCCAUUGUUAGUUAAAAGUACUGAAAAUAUACAAACAACUCCUCAAAGUAAUAAUAAUGAUAAUAAUGAUAAUAAUAACAACAACAACAGCAAAAAUAAUAAUAAUCUAACAGAUAUUAAUGAGGAUAAAAACAAUGGUAUUGAACAAUCCUCAUCAGGAAAUACCACCACAUCAUCAAUAACAAUGACCGCAGCAGCAACAACUACAACAACAACAACAACAGCAACAACAGCAACAACAACAACAGCAACAACAACAUCAAUAAAAGUUGAACCAAAAAAGAAAUCAACAUCAUUAUGGUCAUUUAAAACAUACCUUUAUGAUGAAAUUCAUGGUGGAUAUUUAUCAAAUGAAGCAAAUGAUACAUUAAAGAGAGAACAAGUUUAUAAUUUUGUUCAUGUGCCAUGGGAACUUGAAAAAUUAAUUUCAUUUGGGUUUUUGGUUUGUUUCGAUUCAUUUUUAUUUUUAUUUACAUUUUUACCAAUCCGAUUCUUUUUAUCAUUUUUAAAAUUUUUAAUUUCACCUUUUUCUAAAAAAAAUAAAUUAACAACCAAUCAAAUAUUUGAUUUAUUUAGAGGAUUUAUUUGGGUAACAUGUUUUGUAUUUUUAAAUUUUAUUGAUUCAUCAAUGCUUUAUCAUUAUAUUAGAGGUCAAGCAGUCAUUAAACUAUACGUGAUAUACAAUGUCUUGGAGGUAUUGGAUAAACUAUGUUGUAGUUUUGGUCAAGAUAUUUUUGAUUCUCUAUAUUGGAUGUCAUUCAGUCUUACAAGUUCAAAUAGAAAUAGACAGGAUGGGUUAGUACCAAAACAAAGGAAUGAAACUAGAAUUUUAGGUCCAUUCACUCAUCUUUUGGUUGCAACAGGAUAUGUUUGUUUACAUUCAUUAGUAUUAUUUUCACAGGUUAUUACAUUAAAUGUUGCAAUUAAUUCAUAUAAUAAUGCAUUGUUAACAUUGAUGAUAUCAAAUCAAUUUGUUGAAUUAAAAGGAUCAGUAUUUAAAAGAUUUGAAAAGGAGAAUUUAUUUCAAAUUUCAUGUAGUGAUAUUGUAGAGAGAUUCCAAGCAUUUAUUUUCCUUACAAUUAUUAUUUUUCAAAACCUUUCAGAUUUAAAUUGGGAUUUAUCUUGGGAUUUUGCAAUUAAUAUGUUAACAGUGGUUGGUACUGUUUGGGGUUCUGAAGUUUUAGUUGAUGCGAUCAAACAUGCUUUUAUCACUAAAUUCAAUAAAUUCUCACCUCAAAUGUAUUCAAAAUUCUUUGUACUCUUAUCCGAUACAAUAGUUGACCCAAGGAAUAGAAAUUUCACUGAAAGUUCAUGGGGUGUAAAUAAUAUAAUUGGUUUUGUACCAUUUCCAUUAGCUUCAAUUGUUGUAAGAGUAUUUCAUAAAUUCAUUCCAUCAAAAGGUAUUUUUGGUAUAUUUUUAAUGGUUCAAAUUUAUAUAUGUCUUGUACUUUUAAAAAUAUUUAUAAAAAUCAUUAUCCUCGGUCAAUGUUUAUCAAAAACCACCAAUUAUGAUAACACAACAACAACUAUUUUAUCAUCAUCAUCAUCUUCAUCAUCAUCAAAUUCAUUAAAUACCACUUCAACAACAUCAACCUCAACUUCAACAACAAAUGAUAAAAAAAACAAUUAA